CCAGACAGUGUGACAGCAGAGGGAGAGGAGAGAGAGGAAGAAAAAAGGGAUGUGUGUGAGUGUGCGGUGAUCGGUGCUGCAGGUACAGUCACAGCCGGAGAUACAGCUUCAAGAGCCGCACCGGACCGCGGCAAGACCGCCUCGGAGCCUGCCUGCCCCUCUCUCUCCUCCUCAUUUCUUCCAGUAACAACCCUCCGCGAUGUCCGGCGGAGGAGAGGUUCGCGUCCUCCGCCAAGAGGGCGGCCAAGAGAGCCCGAGGAUGCCGGCCUGGAAGCGAGAAAUCCUGGAGAGGAGAAAGGCGAAAGGCGGCGGCAGCGGGGCUGGGGGAACCGGUGCUCCGGAGGCUAGCCCCGGGGGAGCGGGCCCGCAGCGGGUAAACGGCGAACUAACGGGGAAUGUGAACGGUGGAGGUGGUGGCGCGACCGGGCGGAACUACACCAUCACCCCGGCCACCCAGCACUUCUCCCACAACAAAGAGCCACAAGCGACGGCCGCGGCGACACCGAGGGAGGAGGGCAGACACGAGAGCCUGGUGCUGCAGGAGAGCCUGGGGCCGCUGGAGGAGAACCCGUUCAUCAAGCUGGAGAAGGAGCGGAGGAGGCGGCAGGAGCAAGAAAACGCCACCCGCCCGGUCCAGCACAUCCUGGAGCUGUACGGCAGUGUCCCCGGCAUACGGACUAUCCGAGCGGAGAACAUCAUUAUCAUCGAGUCGGACCCGGAUUACUUUCCGGAAGGUGGAGGCGUGAAAAGCGAGUGCCAAUGGCAGCAGAACGGUGUGAGUAGUUACAGCUCUCUAAACGACCUUCUGGACCGCAGAGGGAGUGCUGUUACCGAGAUAAGAGCCAAGGAAGUCGUCAUUUAUGAUACCACGUUAAGCAAGAGCGAGGAGAACCUGAGCACCCUGGGCCGUCCUGAUCAGGAGGUCCCCUAUAAUACAGGUGAGGGUCAAGGUAGGGUCAGCCGGAUCCUGCAGAAGUUUGACAGCAACUAUGGGAAGCUGCAGAAGAAGUCCCACAGCACAGAGAACCUCCUGGACCUGGAUUGUAGUGCCAGCAGUAGGCCAAGACUCUGGCCCAAGACGCAGCCAGAUCUGGUGCCAAAGCCCAGGCCGGGUCCACGGGUCAGCAGCCCGGGCAGUAGCCAGCCAUCUUCACCUGUCUUCCAGGGUUCCUGGUCUUCCAAACCAAAGCCACAGCCUGCCGUCUCUGGGCUGGGCAGCCCCCAGCGUUCACAGCCCGUGUCUUCCUUCCGUCAGCGCUUUGAGGAGAGUGGAGUCCACCACAGUGCAGCCGUCACCCCCAGAGAUGAGCCGGACAGGGGGACAAACAAGCCCACCAGGGAGAGAGACUGGGAGGCCGCUGAGGUGCCCCCCAAACCUAAGGUGCCAUGCUCUCCGGAGACCCGCCGUGCCCGUGCCGAGGCCCCCUUGAGCCCUGUCUCAUCCAAGGUGACCUGCUCCUCACACGAGUUUGAAAUCCAUCCCGCUCCAAAGCCAGACCUCACCCAGAUUCCUGAUGGCGACACCCAAGCACGGGCCCUCGCAAACCUGCGCCUCCAGUCCCGAAACUCCUUCAUGGUGAUCCCCAAGCGCCAUUUGGCUGACUCAUCUUCAACAAGUGGCCCCAUGGUGACACCUGGCCCCAUCAAGUCUUCCCCCUCACACAGAGCAGCAGAGGUGCCCACACCUGGAGUGCCAACCUCCCCCAUCCUGUUAAAGAAGAAGGAGGAGGAGAAGGAGGUGGAGAGGGUACCAAGGCCAUCCAAACCUGAACCAUCUCCUCCCACUGUUGCCACAAGUCCUGCUCCUUCUCUCUCUGAACCUUUAUCUCCAUCCCCUGCUCCCACUUCUCCACCUGUCCUCUCUUCACCCCCCUCUUCUCCAGCUAUCCCAUCUUCACCUCCCUUCUCUCCCACCCAGUUAGUGUCUCCUCCAGUGCGACCUCCCGUGGAUCAGCUGCCAGUAACAAACAUUGACGACAUCGAGGUGGAGCCCCCACCCCAGCGUGUCCCUGUUCCAAGCCCCUUGGUGCAGAGGAGGAAGGGGAACACCUUCACUGUGGUGCCUAAACGUCGGGUGGAGCCUGACACCCAGCUGAGCCCACCUGAGCCCCAGCAGGAAGCCCCGAGUGAAGCCCCUCCGGGGUCAACCCCUCCCCAGGCCCCCUACGCCCAGCUGGGUUCCCUGUUGAAGAAGCGCUACCCUGCUGUGGAGGAGAUUGAAGUCAUCGGCGGGUACCUCUCCCUCGCGAAGUCCUGCCUCUCCAAGACGGGCUCCACGGGCAAAAAGCUGAAGAUCUCCUUCAACGAGUCUAGCCUCCAGAGCACCUACGAGUAUCCAUCAGAAAGCAGCGUGUGGGACAGCGGGGAGGAGGAAGAGGAGGACAAACAAGAUGAGAAGCCGGCGGACGAACAGCCGAGCAUGGUGGGACGGAUCCACAUCCCUCGAGCCAGUUUGACCGGCUCGCCCUCCCACACCACCAACAGCAACGAUCUGUCCAGCUACAUUCCCAAGCACUCGGUAGACUUCAGCGCCUGGCAGGAGCACAAACACGAUGACGGCGUUAACCAGGAGGAUGCUGCCUCCCAGCAGACACAGAUAACUGAGGAGGUCAUGCUCACGCCGGCGGACAGCUCCUCCCUCACCGACUACAGCAGCGAGCCCGCUCUUUACUUCUGAUCCGCCUGACCAAUCAGCUGUACAGUAGCAUCGCAGCAUCUCACCUGUGGGACCAGACUGCCUCGACCUCGACACUCCAGCCGACUAUAAGCACAUCUUCCUGACCAGACAGGAAACGUGGGUGUUUUAUUUUUGUUUUUCUGGCUGAUUUCCUGCCACGGCACCGCCACACGCCACGUUACCAGCUGCACAUCGGAGCUGCCGGGUGGCUGGCGUGGUGUUCAAUGCCCACCUUCUUUCUGAAGCUGAAGCAACAAAUCCUAAAAAGAAAAGAAGAAGAAAAAAAAAAAAAAAAAAGCAGCUGGGCUGUCUUUCCCAACCCGCGAUCCUCUAACGGACAGUUGAUCUGUCAGCGUCCAGAAUCUUCCUCCUCGCCACGCUGUAGAAGAAGUUUUUGCUGCUUUCGAGGUUUAAAUUUAGCUUCGGGUUUUAUUUUAUUUUAUUCUUUUUGGAGGAUGUCGACGAGGGAAGGAGCCGACGGAGUUCAGUGUUAUCGUGGAAGCGUGUCAUUACAGCAGAUUGGCGGCAGAUAAACAUAAAAAUGGUGAAAGGGUGCCACAAUUGCAUUUCUUUGUUUUCUUUUUUUUUCUUUUUUUAUCUGCAUGUUUUGAUUUGAAUCCAGCACUUCUGUUGGUUCUGUCUUACUGUAAAGCUUCUCUAUGCCUUUUUUUUUUUCUUUUUUUCUUUUUUAAGUUUUGUAUAUUUUCUGGCAGACUAUGCUGUACUGAUUGAAGCUGCUGGAUAUUUUUUUUUUUUUUUUUUUUUGGCAAGCAAACUUCAACACGCUUCACUUCUUCACGUGACGAGGGAGGAAACAUAUGCACCCCACCCCCCAGGAUCAGUAGCACCUCUCAUUUCUUAUUAAAUGCUUGAUAAAGUGACCUUGGCCAACAAUGUCUGUAUGUCCGUAUUGCUGAAAUCACGUGUCCGUAUAUCCGCUCUGGAAAGCUGGUAGACCUCCCGAUGCCUUUCCUCAGCUCUUUGUGUAUUUAUUCCUGCUUAACGUUGAAGUUUGCAUGUCUGAAAUCUGCUUUGUUUUUUUUGAGGGGGGGUCGUUUUGUUUGUUUUUGGUUUUUCGUACAGAUGUUUGCUGGUGAGGGCUCCGAAAGAUCCCCGCCAGACCAGUCGGACCUCAUCUACUUUCACAUUCCACAGGGAAAGAAGGUGGUCCACUUUGAAGGCAACAGUGAUUGUGAUUGAUCAUUAAAAGGAAAAAAAAGGCGUUUUGUGAGAAAGAAUGAAAGUUUGUGUGUGUGUGUCUUUUUUUUUUUAUUAUUCAUAUUUUUUAUAUGCACAUAAUGCCAACUGAUUAAAGAGUUGCUGUAAAGGCCUCGCAUCCACUCUUCGGCCAGUAUUGUUGUACUGUCUCCACUGGGAUUCAUCUCUUCUGCUCAUUAUUUCAUGUAUUUUUUACAUUUUAUUUCUCCAAUCAGAUGCAAUUUGUUUCUUUGCCGUCAGGAGCUUUGUCUUUCUCUCUGAUGGAUUUACGAGUUUUAUGUUUCGUCCGGGAGUCUUGGUUGAUAAAUGUCUUUGCACUGUCAUGCUUUUAGCUUUGUUUUGCACCUCAUGAGGAAGUAAGAGUGGGCUGUAGAGGAAAUGUGCACUUAAAAGAACGAGAAGCCUAUAGACUGGUGACAGAUUAGAGGAGAAGGUUAAAAGCGUCUCAGUGACGUGCUUCCAAAACACGAUGAUGUCAUCUAACACGUCGGAGACUGUAGCACUUGAUUCUUAAUGAUGUCAUCCUCAUAAAUCCAUUCAGUAAGACUCUACCGGUUUCCUUUCAAGGUGGGGGAAGGGCAUUGUCAUUCUGGAAGAGACCACUUCCAUCAACCAUGCCAGCAAAAUUGCCCCCUGAGGGCAUAUAUGGGGUUAAAGGGUUCAGGCUUUUCCCUCAAUUUGUCACCAACCUAAAUUUGGUUGAAGAGUUACAUUUCAAAGAAAAGCCUGCCUUAAGUCUAAGUCAGGGUUUUGAUUGGGGUGGACUGAUAUAUCAGUUUAGAUUGCACUGACUGAUAUUUAGAUAUUCUGAAAGAAAAAAGGUGGGAAUAAUCUGUGCAUUUCUAAUUUCAAUCCCAUGGUUUCUCUUUUCAAUCGGCAUGAAUGAAUUAAAAUUUGAAAUGAAACUCUUCAGCCACACACGAUUGAAUGCAUCGCGAUGAACGCCAUGACCACUUUGUUUUCUUUUGCCACUCAAGUUUUUCAAUUGUUUGGCCUUGUCACUGUGACCAAAAACAGCAGCCCGAAGUGCAGUUUCGCCACACAGGUCCACAGGGACUUCAUCUUUGUCUGCCUACAAAAUCUCUCCAACCCCCUGCUGGUGUACACAGAUUUGAAAGAACCACUAACUUUGGAUGUUUACUUCAUGCGCUCAAUGUGACUGCUCAGCAAUGCUUCUGUUUCAGAAGACUGAAUGUAAUUUUUUUUUUCAAUAAAUUUCCUGUGGUAUGAUUAUCAGCUUACCAGAAAACAUCACAUUGAACAGUGAGCCCUAUUAUUGUUUCUCCAAAAUUUAGCAUGGCUGGAUUUGACCUUCAAUACAUUUCUCUGAAAAGGUCUCAAACUGGCAAAAAGUUUAAUUUGAAUCACAAGAUUAUGAGUCUGAUCCAGAGUUCCACACUCCAGCCUUUAAUAAUGAACACAUUUCCAUCUAUUGCAGUAUGCAUUUUGCAUGGUCUGGUUCAAAAUAGCUGGACUUCCUUUGUGUUAUGUGGCUUGACAAAGCCUCAGUUCCCAGUCAAGCGAUAAAAGCUUUCACAAAAGCAGUUAUCAGCUUCCUUUAUUAGUCCAAGUUUUCUGCUUCAGCCUGUGUGUGCGCUCACGUACAAGAAGGCAUUGGACACACUUUGGCUUUCAUUGUGCACAUAAUCAAUCAACUGAGCAUAUCCUACUGAUAUUUUAGAUAUGAAAAGAGAGAAAACUUACAAAAAGACCCAGAAGUCUUCACUGGUGCUGCUUAGUCAAGAGAGCCUUUCUGCAGAAAAUCAUUUAAACAUUAAAGAGUACUCGGCCUGAUGAAGUAAUAGAAGAGGAAAUCAGUUUAGCCUGUGGUCAGAUCAAAGGGAAAUUCAUUUUCCUGACUGAAUAUUCUCAGUGAUCAAUAGCCUAUAGUAAAUGUGUGUUCUAGCAGCUACAUUUACACAUUCAUAAAAACACAUUAAUGCACUUUUUCCAUCACCAACUAAAUAUGUGCAAAUUCCUGCAAGAAGAAAAUGCUCAAUUUGUGCUGCUGUAACUUGAAAGCACGGCUUCAUUCAGUGUUAUUGGUAAUAUGGCGCUCACAAGAUUGAAGGUGUAAAAUAUAUGAACUUGGAAUACAGAUAACCUUUAAAUUUAGUUUACCAGAUAUAGAUUAAGCCUAGUUCAAGACUGUAAAAGCAAAUUUAGCCCAUUGAACCUCCAUGCCAGGGAAAUCAAGCCUAAAAGUGAAUCAGUAAAUUCUGAAACCAAAACCCGUGAGGUUGGCUGCUCUGGAGCAGGUUAUGUGUCUGGCUUUAGUUACUAAAAGAAAGCCACCUCUGAAAACACUAAAAACUAUGCUGGAUUAUACCUUGCUAACCCAAUAUCCUCCAAUCCUGCAAUACACUCGAUGUUUCCCUGUCACUUGUAGCUGUGCAAACACAAUCUACAGAAACUCGACUACGGUGUGUAAUGAAGGAUCGCCUCAGAAAAAGCGAGGACCACUGAUUGAAACUUGUUGUUCACUGUGGUGUUUACAGAGUGCUCUAUCAUAUCAUGAGAGGAAAUAAAUGGAAACUGCUUGAAACACAAAAAUCUCGGGUAUGUAAACGAAAACACCAAAAAAUGUUAAGUAUGCUUGAUUUGUUGUCAUGGAGAUAAAUCCUCCAAACACACUGAUUAAAGGGGACCCAUAAUGCUCGUGUCCAUAUUCCUAUUCGUGGAACCUACCAGAAUAGCUGUGCAUGAUAGAGAGGUUAAAGUAAUUCUUAGUCUGAAAUAAGCUGAUUUAACUGCAGCUUACUUCUGAUUGGCUGCCCCUCACAAUCAACCACAGGUGGGAGGGGCCUCUGUGCUUGAGAUGACCAUAUUAGUGAUAUCCAUGCUUCUCUGAUAUCAAAUAGGGCCAAGAGUAGAACAAACUGCCAGAAACUGAGUGUUUUAAACCUAAACUUUUGUCUCUCAGAGUUUAUGACCAUAAAAGUAUUGUGGGUCCCCUUUAACUAAGCCCUGCUUGGACCUCCUUUGGAAUUGUGGCUAAUGGUCACAUGACACGCCUGUGGAUCCAUCAACCUGUGGUAACUGCUGCCUCUGUUGACCAAAACCCACUCUGCGGUACUCUUUUUGCUCUCUCUGUGAACUGAAGGACCAAACUGUGGGCAAACUUCACUCAUCUUGUCUUAAAUGGCACCAGCAAGAACUUUUCUGAUGGCCAGAGACGCAGCACUCAACUUUAGCGCUUCUGAAGUGUACACACCGACUCUUGCCGCAGUGUCCCAACCCUGUCUCUGUCUGUGCCCGAUGCAAAAUGAGCAGUUUGUGUUGGUCACUCUGUAACAACACUGUGGUAGAAAGCUUGCUCAUCUUUUAGUUUCCACCCUCCUCUCGUCUGUAAAUCUACAUCGCAGCAGAUGUGCUUACUGUAAAGUUAUUGUCAAUGAUCUGGGCAAGUGAAAAAAAAGUGAUGUCAUACUUGUACAAAUGAAAGCUCAAUAAAUAGAAGACUUGAAGAAA
Molecule: messenger RNA, 7366 nt
Organism: Oreochromis aureus
Lineage: Eukaryota; Metazoa; Chordata; Actinopteri; Cichliformes; Cichlidae
Gene: tprn
Product: taperin
Exons: 4
Coding region: 200-2677 (825 amino acids)
Molecular function (GO): phosphatase binding
Source: RefSeq, a predicted model, not a curated record